Messenger RNA from Cooperia oncophora, 702 nucleotides. The record is from the annotation of a GenBank genome assembly. Lineage: Eukaryota; Metazoa; Nematoda; Chromadorea; Rhabditida; Trichostrongylidae.
AUGUCGGGGAGCGAUGAUGCUCCCCUCAAUGUGGACGAGUCCGAUACCAUGCAGCUAAUACGACAGGCAGUUUUAUUCGAAAACCUUGAACUUGUGACCGAUUUAAUACGAGAAAAUCCAUGGAGUUUAUCAAGAAUGGAUCGGCAUGGUCGCACUCCUCUCAUGCUUGCCGCCCAUAAUGGCCGAGUUGACAGCUUGAGGACACUGCUAGCGUUGAGCGACAAUAAUGUAAAUGCAAGUAAUGGUGCUGGUAAGACCGCCUUGCAUUUGGCCGCUGAAGCUGGAGAAGUUUCGGCGGUUCGUCAGCUUCUUGUUGCUGGUGCGGAUACGGAACGUCGUGAUGCAGCUGGUCAUUGUGCGUUGGAAUCUGCUCACAUUGCUGGACACGAUAACGUUGCUGCUGCGAUCAUUGAAAGCAUUCAACUCGAGAAUGACAAAGUGAAUGAGGCACAUGCUCACUUAAUGAUUGCUUGCGCCGAAGGGGAUGUUGACGCUAUCGAUCGAAUUCUUGCCACUUUUCCUGUGAAAGAUCAUUAUGCGAUACUCAACGGUCGUAGUCCGGAAAGCGAUACUGCUCUUUUCAUUGCUUGCACGAACGGCCAAUUCGAUGUCGUGAAACGACUGCUCGAGUCCGACUAUGAUCACAUUUUGGUAAAUCAGAACACUAAAGACACGGUGCUUCAUGCCGCCGUAUCGUCCCAG